AUGGAAACGCAAGAAGAGAAACUACAUACAAUUAACAAUCUCUUGACUUGCCAGAGAGUUCAGCUAAAUGUGAACAAAAGGCAAGAAGACAGCUCACGCGCUGUCGCCACAAUCUUAACUCGUCAGAUUAGCAUUUUGGAUGCGAAAGACGAGGAGAUGUCCACAGACAUCGCAACAGACCUUGUGAUUCACAGGUCUACCACAACGUCAACGUUGGGAAAUUGUGAAUCUCAUAUUGACCAAAAUACAAGCAACAAACGAGCAAUAAACAAGCCCAGUCAAAUGCCAUUCAAUACUUGCAAUUUACUUCCAAAUACAACUAAAUUAACAGAUCAUUACAUUGAUAUACGUCCAAAAAUAUUAGUUCCACAUAAAACGAUCACUGUAGACCAUACGUUUCAAACAGAAGCUUCGAACAAUAAGCGAAAUUGUGCAUCUGAACAAAAUGGCGAUUUUCGUCAAAGUAGGUUAGAGUACUGGUUAGAGGUAAACCGAAGUAAAUUAAAACCAAAAACAUCCCACACUAAGCGUGACCGAGAACCCUCUCGGAUACCUGCCAAAAAAGUAUUGAAACAAAUGAGAAAAAAUAAGCAGUUAAAAUAUAAAAUUAAGUUAUUUAUAAAACGUUGUGUUCCUAAGUCCUCAUUAUGGCAUAAAUUCCUUUCCAAGACUUACAGAAAAUAUAUUUAUUACCGCAUAACCAAUGUCUUCGCUUUAGAAAGCUCGUUCGCACGGCCAGUAAAAAUUAAAAAUACAUACUGCUCCAAUUUAAAAAGACAAAGAACGAAAAAACAUAAAUUACACGAGAAGAAGGCUGUAAACUCACAAUUCACUUCUCCACAUGAACCUAAUAUUCAGAGGGCACAGACGGCAAGAAGGCUUGGUUUAAUUUUGUGUGGCGAUGUUGAGCUAAACCCAGGUCCUCUGACCCCUAUGUCUGUUUUGAUUGAACGAUUGUUACUAAUAGGUCGCACACCAGUUAAUAUUAUCGGUGAUGGGAACUGCUUUUUCCGAAGUGUAAGCCACCAGCUGUAUGGGACCGAAUGUAACCAUUUACAAAUACGCUCAAUAGGAAUUCAGCAUCUUAUUAACCACCCAGAAUAUUUUAUAGAAAGUAACACUGAACGUUCGUGGUUACACUAUAUUCAAAAUAUGUCUUGUGACGGAACAUGGAGUGAUAAUAUGAUCAUUCAGGCCGUUUCAAAUGCUCUCAAUUUAACAAUUCAUAUAAUAGAAACAGCAGCAAAUUUCUCUGAGACUACAAUUAUACACCCUGUAAAUAUCCAGCCACAGAAUACAAGGCAUAUAUAUAUUGGACACCUAGACGAAAUGCAUUAUGUUUCCACAUUGCAAGUCAACAGGCAAAAUGCCCCUCUAAACCCAACAGACGGGCAAAGCCAAAAUAAGACAAAAAACUGUAAUAAAAACAAUAACUCGAGCUGUAAAACGUUUAUGAAUGUGAAUCAGCUUUCAGUGCCAAAGCCAAGAACUGAGUAUAUGAGAGAAUAUAUGGAAAAAAAGAAGGAUGGACCGCCAGUUUAA
This is a messenger RNA of Paramuricea clavata, 1542 nucleotides long. Lineage: Eukaryota; Metazoa; Cnidaria; Anthozoa; Malacalcyonacea; Plexauridae. The record is from the annotation of a GenBank genome assembly.